Molecule: messenger RNA, 654 nt
Organism: Cyprinodon variegatus (sheepshead minnow)
Lineage: Eukaryota; Metazoa; Chordata; Actinopteri; Cyprinodontiformes; Cyprinodontidae
Product: adipocyte enhancer-binding protein 1-like
Exons: 7
Coding region: 1-639 (212 amino acids)
Source: RefSeq, a predicted model, not a curated record
AUGGUGGCAAGUGAGCUGGCAAAGAAACAAGAAGAGGAGGAGGAGAGAGCACGAAAGGAAAAGGCAGAAAAAGCUGAGCGGCUGAGGAAAGAGUGGGAGGAGGAAGAGGCAGAGAGACUGAAGCAGGCAAGUCUUCCUGCUGAGCCAAAAAAGUGCCCUCCUUUGGGUUUGGAGUCUCACCGGGUGGAAGACGACCAACUGCUGGCUUCCUCUCAGUCCCACCAUGGCUUCUCGGCUCAGAGGGGACGCCUUAACAUGCAGGGCUCUGAGAAGGAGGAAGACACGUAUGGAGGCGCAUGGUGUGCAGAGCCUGAGGAGAAAGGCCACUGGUUUCAGGUGGACGCUCGCCGAGAGGUGGAGUUCACUGGGGUCAUCACCCAGGGAAGGAACUCUGAGCAACAUGAGGAUUUUGUUUCAUCCUACUACGUGGCCUUCAGCAACGACAGCUUUGAUUGGACCGUGCUGCAUGACGGCUACGCUGAAUGGUUGUUCUAUGCGAACGUGGAUAAGGAAACACCUGUAAUGAGUCAGUUUGCUGCACCUGUGACGGCGCGGUACAUCCGGAUCCUGCCUCAGAGCUGGAACGGCAGCCUGUGUCUGAGAGCCGAGGUCCUCGCCUGUCAGCUACCAAGUCAGUAAUACAGAGAAACACCA